This is a messenger RNA of Acinonyx jubatus (cheetah), 6292 nucleotides long. It is a transcript of the gene TTLL3, whose product is annotated as tubulin tyrosine ligase like 3. The coding region runs from base 747 to 4223 and encodes 1158 amino acids. The record is from RefSeq and is a predicted model, not a curated record. Gene Ontology annotation, cellular component: cilium. Lineage: Eukaryota; Metazoa; Chordata; Mammalia; Carnivora; Felidae. The transcript is spliced from 13 exons. Gene Ontology annotation, biological process: cilium assembly; cilium movement; protein modification process.
CCAUUGCAGGCUGUCCUGUGUGAUUUUAGGCGAAUUAACAUUUUGGAGCCUUAUGUCACCUGUGACUUUGGAAGAUCAUACUUUGCCACAACCUCCAAAAAGGUUAUUAAGUCUUUGCAGUCUGGAGGGCUGUCGCUGUUACAUUUUUUCUGUGGUUGACUCAAACAAUAAUCUGUUUUCCUAUUUCUGAGUUGGUGGUGUGGGGUGGGGGCAAGGGGGAGAUUGUGCUGCACUCUGUACUUUCCCAUUGUUUCCCCCAUAUACUGCCCUGGCUUUCAGAUCAGUCCCCAAGGACCUUACCCUAGGCCCAUCCGCCUUGCUCUGUAGAUCUGAUCCAGUUUCACUAGGCUCCAGCCACACUGGUUGCCUUUUAGUUCCCAGGGAAGGUUCUUACCCUCCUCAGGGCUGUUGCUGAGACUUUCCUCUCCCUGGAAUACUAUUCCUUUUCCCUAGCCAACUCCUGACCUCCUUUGCGUUGUGUAGUCUUCAGCUUAAAUGUCACCUCUUCAGAGAGGACAUCUUUGCCUUCUCUAAACUUUAUCCCCUUCCUGGUUUCAGUUUACUGCUUGUUGAUUGCCCUUAUCAUACCUACAGCUGUUUUAUUUCUUUGUUGCUUGCUAUUUUGUUUUCCCUCCACUGGGCUGUAACCCCCAUGAGGUCAGGGGUCACCUCUAGUUUCUUCUUCCAGUCUCCAGCACCUAGCUUGCUGCCUGCAUAUCACGGUUGCUUUCUAUAAAUACUGUGGAAUGACCCAAACCACAGGAACCAUGACCCUGAAGUUAACUGGCAGUGCGGUGCUCUGUGCUUCCACCUUCGGUGAGGUCCGUAUUUUAGCCCGCUGGAGGGAGUCCGCAACCCACUACCUGAGCCCUGAUUGUGCCCGGGGAAUGGUUUCCAGGGCGACAGCAAACAGAGGGCGGGGCCUCGGAACUGAGGGCUUCUCUCCAGCCUCCGCUGGGCGCUCCCCUGAGUGGAGGCGGUGUGCAGUGGGGAGGCGGGCUCUCGAGCGCCAGGACAGCGCUUGCCGUGAGCGGCGCAUGCAGGGCCCCGGCGCCUCCCUGCUUCUGAGCGUGGGGGAGCUGGGGGCCGCGCCCCGGGGUUCUGCUGCCUGGUUCUGCCGGGAGGGCGGCCCGGUGUGCAGCUGGCGGCGGAAGCCGCAGCCUGCGGAGUCACGCACCAGAACCUCCGCCCCAUGGCCGUGUGCGCACCACACCGAGUUCCAGCCUCCCGAGAAGCUGCCGGGACCUGGGCCUGCCUCCGCCCGUCCCGAGGGGGCUCGCGCAGGCCGCAAACGCGGGGCCGGGAGCCCCGCCGCUGCGCGCGGCCUAAGCCGCGCGUUCGAGUUGCCGGCCUACGGCAUCCACGCGCAGAGCACCGAGGAUCUCUGCCGUUUCAGGUCCCCGCACACCUCGGCCCUGGAUGAUGCCCAGUCACAGGAGGAUGAGGCCCGUUGCGGCCUGCCCAUCCUGGUCGGAGGUGGUGGAGAGGACGAGACGACUUGGGGUUCCCUUGUCCUCUGGCGAGGAUUCUCCAAGGCGUCUCACCACAUGGGCCGGCUCAGAAACGCCAGGAUCCACGUGGAGAGAGCUGUCAAGCAGAAGAAGAUCUUUAUGAUCCAAGGCCGCUACCCAGUGAUACGGUGCCUCUUGCGCCGGAGAGGCUGGGUGGAGAAGAAGAUGGUCCAUCACUCAGGCACCACCCUGCUGCCACCCCAGAAGGAUCUGGAUAGCUCAGUAAUGGGUGAUAGUGACACCACUGAGGGUGGUGAGCCAUUCCCUCCCUUUCCACAGGCUGCCCCUCCUGAGGCCCUUUCCUUUGGCUCCCUCUAUCCCAGGGUUGAGACUUUGGUAUGGGCCUAUGGAGCAGGGACAGGGGCCUCACCAGGCCUGGGCUCUGCAUCCACAGAGGAUGAAGACCAGGACGAGGCGUUUCGGCCACCACAGCUGUUUGACUUUGAUGAUUUACUGGAAUUUGAUGAUCUAGAUGGGACACAUGCUCUGAUGUCCCGCAUGGUUCGGGACGAGAUCCCCUAUUUCAUCUGGACCACUCGGCGGGAUGUGUUGGACUGUCAAAUCCUCUCCAAGGAUCAGAUGAUAAACCACUAUGCCCGGGCUGGCUCCUUUACCACAAAGGUGGGUCUGUGUCUCAAUCUCCGGAAUUUGCCGUGGUUUGAUGAGGCUGAUGCUGACUCCUUCUUUCCACGCUGCUACCGCCUGGGUGCUGAGGAUGACAAAAAGGCCUUCAUAGAGGACUUCUGGCUGACAGCUGCCCGCAACGUUCUCAAGCUGGUGGUGAAGUCCAAAUGGAAGUCGUUCUCUAUCCAGGCAGAAGAGGAAGAGGCCCCAGGAGACAAGCAGCCCAAGAAACAGGAGAAAAAGCCAGCGACAGUGUCCCCAGAGUUUGUGGAUGAGGCUUUGUGUGCCUGUGAGGAGCACCUUAGCAACCUGGCUCACAUGGACAUCGACAAGGGCCUGGAGGCGCCACUGUACCUCAGCCCUGAGGGCUGGUCCCUCUUCCUCCAGCGCUACUACCAAGUGGUCCACGAGGGGGCAGAGCUCAGGCACCUCGACACUCAGAUCCAGCGCUGUGAGGACAUCCUGCAGCAGCUGCGGGCCGUGGUGCCGCAGAUAGACAUGGAAGGAGAUCGCAACGUCUGGAUCGUGAAGCCGGGAGCCAAGUCCCGAGGACGAGGCAUCAUGUGUAUGGACCACUUGGAGGAGAUGCUGAAGCUGGUAGACGGCAACCCCACGAUGAUGAAGGACGGCAAGUGGGUGGUACAGAAGUAUAUUGAGCGUCCCCUGCUCAUCUUUGGCACCAAGUUUGACCUGAGACAGUGGUUCCUGGUGACUGACUGGAACCCACUUACCGUGUGGUUCUACCGUGACAGCUACAUCCGCUUCUCCACACAGCCCUUCUCCUUGAAGAACCUGGACAACUCAGUGCACCUGUGCAACAACUCCAUCCAGAAGCACCUGGAGAAUUCAUGCCAUCGACACCCGAUGCUGCCCUCAGACAACAUGUGGUCAAGCCAGAAGUUCCAGGUCCACCUGCAGGAGAUGGGGGCCCCAAACGCUUGGUCCACCAUCAUCGUGCCUGGCAUGAAGGCUGCUGUGAUCCAUGCCCUACAGACCUCCCAGGACACUGUGCAGUGCCGGAAGGCCAGCUUCGAGCUUUACGGUGCUGACUUUGUGUUUGGUGAGGACUUCCAGCCCUGGCUCAUUGAGAUCAAUGCCAGCCCCACCAUGGCCCCCUCCACGGCUGUCACCGCCCGGCUCUGUGCAGGUGUGCAAGCUGACACCCUGCGUGUAGUUAUUGACCGGCGGCUAGACCGCAACUGCGACACGGGAGCCUUCGAGCUCAUCUACAAGCAGCCUGCCGUGGAGGUACCCCAGUAUGUGGGUAUCCGACUCCUAAUAGAGGGCUCCACCAUCAAGAAGCCCCUGGCAAUGUGUCACCGGCGGAUGGGGGUCCGCCCAGCACUCCCUCACCUGCUGACCCAGCGAGCCUCUGGGGAAGGCAAGGAUUUGGGGACUGUUACUCACAGGUCAGCUCCUAGGAAGGUUGCUGGGGCCAGGAGCCUGGGGCACACUGAGAAGCCAGACUCCACUGCCACCACCUCGGCCCCCGGAAAGGGGAAGAAAGUCAAGGCGAAAUGUGCCUCGGCCCUGGUCUACCCCAAUCUCCGGAAGUGGGAACCCCCCAGCACCAGGAUGGGCUGCAUUUUCACCAUGACCUUUGCUAGUGGGGACAGGCAACCCCACCCCUUGAACAGAUUGCCAUUGAGUCUGAAGAACCCCCAAGCCCUGGCCCCUUACCAUUUCCCCAGCCUUCACACCAAGGCCGGGCUGCCUUCUCAUGUGCUCCGAUCCCAGGGGCGGGUGCUCAGACUGCAGCACAGCAAGUUGGUGGGCUCUAAGGCCCUGUCAACCACAGGCAAGGCCUCGAUGACUCUACCUACCACCAAGGUUUUGAUUUCCUUUCCACCUAACCCUGAACUCAAGUUGGCAUCCAGCGUCCUGAAACCAAGAAAGGCUGUUGCUCCCCAGCACCUUCGUGGUCCCUGUCCUGGAAGUUCCUUGUGGCCUCUACCCUUCGAAGUUGGAAAUCUUCCUAGCACCCACAGAAAGAUCAAGGCCAAAGGCAAGUUCAAGGCCAGACUCUGUGACAGACCCAAGGCUGAGACAUGCCUCAUGAAGACAGCCUUCCAAGACCCCUGUCCUUGAUCAGUGCAUACCAGGGUCUAGGGAGCAUGGGGGACGUGAGGCUACAGAAGCCCUUGCUUUGAUCCUCACUGCCCCUAUCCUGGAUGCAGUGCCAAAUAAAAAGGAGCAAGUGAAGUAUCCUGGGCUUGGCUCCAUUCCUAUUGGAGGUUGAAGAGAAGGUAGGCUAAGGCCCUGUACCCCAAGGUCCAGAGUGAGAGCUACAGGCCAUCAGCAACCUUCCACAAAGCAAGGGCCAGAAUUGCCUCACUAGCGACAGAUAUGGGGCUUCCUAUUCGGGGACUCCCUGACAUCUCUGACCUUUGGAUGGGGGGAUAAGCCUCACUUUAUAGAUGAAGAAACUUAUAGAUGAAUCUGAAUGAGAGACAUGGCUUGCCCAAGAUCAUAUGGCAAUGAGAAAACUAGGACACACUGCCAGACUGCUCACCACUGGGCGAUCCCCAGUCUCCAAGCCCAGGGGAGAAGCUGGGCUAGCAGCAGAGUGACAUCUAAGGGUGUUAGAUUUAUAACGUAAGAUGAAAGAAGGAUGAACCUUGCCUAAACCCAGCCCUUCUCCAGAGGGAGUGGGUCUCUCCCUUCCUUAGCAAGGGGCCAUGGUUGCCUAAAAAGGAAAUAUCAGUAGUAUUUUAGUAUUUCUUAGUUGUAGUGGGUUGAAUGGUAGUCUUCCCUACACCCAAAGAUAUAUCUGCUAGGAAACUGUGAAUAACUUUAUUUGGAAAAAAAGUCUUUGUCAAUGUGAUUAAGUUAAAGAUCUUGAGAUGAGAGUACUCUGGAUUAUCCAGGUGGGCCCUAAAUCCAAUGACAAGUGUCUUUAUAAGAGUCAGAAGACACAGACACUGGAAGGCCGUGUGAAGAUGGAGGCAGGCUGGUGUGAUACAGCCACAAGUCAAGGCUUGGAGCCACCAGAAGCUGAAAGAGGAAAGGAAGGAUUCACCCCUAGAGGCGUCAGAGGGCACAGCCCUGUUGACAACUUGAUUUCAGACUGGCCUCCAGACAGAUCUAUGACAAAAUUGAUUUCUGUUGUUUUAAGCCACUCGGGUGUGGUAAUUUGUUAUAGCAGUCCUAGGAAACUAACAAGACUAGUCAAGUGGAGAUACAUAUACUCUGAUCCAGCAACUCUUGCAUAACCGAACCAGGAAAUGCAUACAAGUGAGUUUACACCACUGUUGUGCCAAUAGCCGAAUGACCUGUCUAUUAACAGUAGAAUGGAUAGACUGGUGUGGCCAUGCAGUGGAAUUCAAACCCACACCAUACAUCACAGAUGCAUUUCACAGCGUGGAACAAGAACAAAUCACAAAAGAACAUACACAGCAUGACUCCAUUUAUGGAAACACCAAAGUCGGGCAAAACGAAGUGUAUUGUUUAGGGAUGCAUAUGUAUGUGGAAAACCUUAACAAGACAAACAAGGGAAACUUCCAUGUCAGGAUAGGGUUUCCAACCUAGGAUGAACAAUAGAACCCCUUGGGGAACUUAAAAGAUUGAUGCCAGGAUCUCCGGCCCAGACUGCUUAAAUUGGUAUCUUUGGGGUGCAGAAUCACAGGGAGGGUACAGCGCUUUUUUAAAGCUUCCUGAGAGGGAGGAGGAGGGGGUUCUACUGUGGGACCAGGGUUGAGAACUACUGCCCUAAUAAGGAAUAAGAGGCAUGUUUCUGUUUCGUGCCCUGAGUGGUGGUUAUAUGGGUGUCACUUUGUAAUUCUUUAAAUCACAGAGAUGUUUAUGUACUCGUUGUAUGUUUGAUAUAUUUCAGUUUUUUACUAUAAAAGAUCUGAGAUCUUCAUUUCAAUAUGAAGUCCCCAGAGUAGUCAGAUUCAUAGGGACAAAGGAGAAUGGGGGCUACUAGCGGAUGGGAAAUCAGUGUUUAAUGGGGCAGAGCUUCAGUUCUGUAAGAUGAUGUGAUUGCACAACAGUGUAAAUGUACCUAAUGCCACUGAACUGUUCACUUAAAAAUGGUUAAAAUGGUAAAUUUUGCUAUGUGUAUGUUAUCACAAUUAAAAAAACCAAACAUUUCCUCCCAGCUAGAAUUGGGACAGAAACAGCCAAAUAAAAAGACCACAUAUUGAACUCAGCAGAAA